This is a messenger RNA of Penicillium cinerascens, 2277 nucleotides long. RefSeq names its product Zn(II)2Cys6 transcription factor. Gene Ontology annotation, biological process: regulation of DNA-templated transcription; DNA-templated transcription. NCBI's taxonomy places the organism in Eukaryota, Fungi, Ascomycota, Eurotiomycetes, Eurotiales, Aspergillaceae. The coding region runs from base 1 to 2277 and encodes 758 amino acids. The record is from RefSeq and is a predicted model, not a curated record. The transcript is spliced from 3 exons. Gene Ontology annotation, molecular function: DNA-binding transcription factor activity, RNA polymerase II-specific; zinc ion binding; DNA binding.
AUGUCGAACGAGGCACCUGUCACCAGCGCACUAGCGGCUUCGCUAGGCGCUAGACCUCCUCUUCCUCCUCCUCAUGCGAAGAUUGCGAUUCCUCGCCAACGUUCAAAUGUCGCACAGAAGCACAGUAGACGUGUCCCGCGGGCAUGUGAAUCAUGCCGGAUAAGAAAAACCAAAUGCAGUGGCGAUACCCCGCUGGAAUCAGAUUCGGGCUAUGUGUCCAACGACGUUUCUAGCGAGAGAACUUUGCCCGCGGACAAGUUCCAAGAAGCAGCAGACGAACAAGCCAGCGAGCCUUCUUCCGUUGGGUCACUGGACGCGUUGGACAAAGUCGAAUAUGAUGUUAACCUCAACAAUCAAUCGCGAGCCACGGGGUAUAUUGGCAAAGGCUCGGAGAUCACUUGGAUGCAACGGGUGCAGAAAGAGACCGAGCAACGCCGCAGGAGCCAGUCGGGGCUUCCUGAUCCCAGUGGAGGUGACGAAGACAACACUACGAGCCAUGUGUUUGCCCCUCCCGAGAUGAACUAUCAUCUUGACGAUUUCGACAUCGGGGUAUCAGAGCCAGUGCAGAUGUACUGGGUGCCAUCUCGGCCGCUAGCGGAUAAGCUUUUCGAGACUUACCUGCGCGUGGCUCAUCCUUACUUUCCCAUCAUCAACCGUCCUUUAUUUUGUGAUCAGUACGGAAGGUUUUUCGACAGCUUUGCUCUGCCCGGUGACAAAUGGAUGGCUAUUUUGAACAUGGUAUUCGCCAUUGCCGCCAAUUAUGCCCACGUCGCCCAGUUGGAGUGGCGUGGGAAUCCCCAAGAUCAUCUGCUCUAUCUGACCCGGGCUCGAAUGUUGAGCAUGAGUGGAGACGAAGUGUUUCGCCAUCCGGAUCUUCAGCAAGUCCAGGUGGAGGGCUUGAUGGCGUUCUACCUGGUCUCUACGGAUCAGAUUCAUAGGGCAUGGAGGAUAUCGGCGUUGGCGAUCCGCUCCGCGAUAUCUCUUGGAAUCAAUUUGAAGAGCAGCAAUCAAAUGAUCAGCAAUGUCUCCAAGGAGAUUCGCAACCGGGUUUGGUGGUCUCUCAUUGCCACGGAGAACAAACUCGGCCUCAUGACCGGCCGGCCCACUUGUAUCUCGGUGAGCAUGUGUAUUGCACCGCUACCGCUCCCGUUCGAAGAGAAUAACCUGCAGGAGCAACCGGCCACUUCGCUUCUCAACGAUCCUGGCCUCCGGGACAAGCAUGUAAAUAAUGCCAUGGCUAGCUCGUACCUUCGAAAAACGCACUUUGGCAACUCUAACAACGAACGGGAUAUACCCUCGACUCUCGAAUGGCUCCACCGCCUGCCCGUUUCUCCCGGACUAUAUUUCCUCUAUUCUUGUGACCUUACAAUGUUGAUGCAGGGGCUUUUAGACCGUGUAUACGCGGCCAACGCCGUGCAUCAACCGUGGAGGAAUCUCAAAGACCGGAUUGGUGAGAUUCAAGCAAGGGUCGAUUUGUGGAUCUCCUCACUUCCGCGCGGUCUGGAUUUUACCCGCACGGACGACGCGGAUCAAGGAUCCGAUGAGAAGAGACGACUGGCUUUCCAAUAUUACAGUGCACGAAUCAUGCUGGGUCGUCCAUGCCUUUGUCGACACCAUAAGAACGAUGCCCAGAAACACUCGAACGAAGAACAGGCAUUCACCCAAGCCAUGGCUGUAUCAACCAUCGAGUCUGCCGUCCAGAUGGCUCAUUUGAUCCCAGAUGAAUCGGACGCCGGUCUGUCGGCUGAAGUUCGCCCCUGGUGGUGUCUUCUCCAUUAUGUCAUGCAAACAUUAACGGUCAUUAUCCUUGAACUUUCUUUUAGCAGCGUUCACAUGCCGAAGGAAGAGGGCAAUUUACUACAGCUGGCCAAGAAAUGUAUCCGAUGGCUCGCCAGGACGUCCAAGCAUAGUGUUGCCUCCCAUCGAGCGUGGCAGCUCUGUGACAGCGCCCUCCGCCGGCUGGCAGAGCCCCUGGGUUUCGACGUGAGCGAUCUACCCUCGCCUCACUAUGAGCCGGGGCAACAUGUUCAUCUGGAUCCUCUUGGUUUCCCGGCCAUGGAAGGACAUGUUACGGCGGUCGAUGAUAACCCGAUACCGGAGUUUAUCAUGGCUGACCCUGUUGAAGGCUCUUACGGGCCCCUGUCCAUGCCUCCGGCAGGUCCUUCCGUUGGUUCGAGAACAAAUCCUCCAUUUUCAGCAGCGGGACACGGGGUUGGCGAGGGGUCUUUUGCUCAUGAUCCAAUCAGCGAGUCGUUCGUAGAAUUCUUCUUCCCCUGA